This is a messenger RNA of Dryobates pubescens (Downy woodpecker), 1764 nucleotides long. RefSeq names its product SNW domain containing 1 (gene SNW1). Bases 52 to 1668 code for a protein of 538 amino acids. Gene Ontology annotation, cellular component: spliceosomal complex. Gene Ontology annotation, biological process: mRNA splicing, via spliceosome. The transcript has 14 exons. The record is from RefSeq and is a predicted model, not a curated record. Lineage: Eukaryota; Metazoa; Chordata; Aves; Piciformes; Picidae.
CCGCCCCCUCCGCCGCGGCCUAGCUCCUGAGAAGACGACGGAGGCGGCAAGAUGGCGCUUACCAGUUUUUUGCCAGCUCCGACUCAGCUGUCUCAAGACCAGCUGGAACUGGAAGAAAGAGCAAGAGCUCAAAGAUCUAGGCAGACUGCUCUAGUCUCAUCACGAAGGGAACCUCCCCCCUACGGUUACCGGAAAGGAUGGAUACCACGGGUCCUAGAGGACUUUGGAGAUGGGGGUGCAUUCCCAGAAAUUCAUGUGGCCCAGUAUCCAUUGGAUAUGGGCCGGAAGAAGAAAAUGUCCAAUGCUUUGGCUGUUCAGGUGGAUGCAGAAGGAAAAAUCAAGUACGAUGCGAUUGCUCGACAAGGACAAUCAAAGGACAAGGUUAUUUACAGCAAAUACACGGACCUUGUGCCAAAAGAAGUCAUGAAUGUGGAUGAUCCUGAACUGCAAAGACCAGACGAGGAGGCAAUUAGAGAGAUAACAGAGAAGACAAGAGCAGCCUUGGAGAAGUCAGUCUCCCAAAAAGUUGCAGCAGCCAUGCCAGUUCGAGCAGCUGACAAACUAGCUCCCGCACAGUACAUUCGGUACACACCAUCUCAGCAAGGUGUUGCCUUCAACUCAGGAGCAAAACAAAGAGUUAUUCGGAUGGUGGAAAUGCAAAAGGAUCCUAUGGAGCCUCCAAGAUUUAAAAUUAAUAAGAAGAUUCCACGGGGACCACCUUCUCCUCCAGCACCUGUAAUGCACUCUCCUAGCAGGAAGAUGACUGUGAAGGAGCAGCAAGAGUGGAAGAUCCCUCCAUGCAUUUCAAACUGGAAAAAUGCAAAGGGUUACACCAUUCCACUAGAUAAGCGUCUGGCUGCGGACGGCAGAGGAUUGCAGACAGUUCACAUCAAUGAAAACUUUGCCAAGCUUGCUGAGGCUCUCUAUAUAGCUGACAGAAAGGCUCGGGAGGCAGUAGAGAUGCGUGCCCAGGUGGAGAGGAAGAUGGCACAAAAAGAAAAGGAGAAACAUGAGGAAAAGCUCCGAGAAAUGGCUCAGAAAGCCAGGGAAAGAAGAGCAGGGAUCAAAACCCACGUUGAAAAAGAGGAUGGAGAAGCCCGAGAAAGAGAUGAAAUUAGACAUGACCGGCGCAAAGAGAGGCAGCAUGACAGAAAUCUUUCCAGGGCAGCCCCCGACAAACGGUCAAAGCUGCAGAGAAACGAGAACAGAGAUAUCAGUGAAGUUAUUGCCCUAGGAGUACCCAACCCCAGGCCAUCCAAUGAAAUCCAAUAUGACCAAAGGCUAUUUAACCAAAGCAAGGGCAUGGACAGCGGCUUUGCUGGAGGAGAGGAUGAAAUUUACAAUGUUUAUGACCAGCCGUGGAGAAGUGGCAAGGAUAUGGCCCAAAAUAUCUACAGACCAAGUAAAAAUCUGGAUAAGGACAUGUAUGGUGAUGAUCUAGAGACUCGAAUAAAGACCAACAGGUUUGUCUCUGAAAAAGAGUUUUCUAACUCGGAUCGUAACACAAGAGGGAGGGGCAGAGACGGACCGGUCCAAUUUGAAGAGGAUCCCUUCGGUUUGGAUAAGUUUCUGGAGGAAGCCAAGCAACAUGGUGGAUCUAAAAGGCCAUCAGAUAGCAGCCGUCCUAAAGAACAUGAACAUGACAGCAAAAAGAGGAGGAAGGACUGAAUGCCUGUGCUCCUAGAAAUGGACUACAAGCUUGGACUUGACACCAGGCAUUUUUAGUACCAGGUGUAUAAGCAUGGUAAUGCAGCAGUUCAUGAC